This is a messenger RNA of Mytilus californianus (California mussel), 5182 nucleotides long. RefSeq names its product nucleolar protein dao-5-like. The transcript is spliced from 5 exons. Gene Ontology annotation, molecular function: DNA binding; protein binding. Bases 164 to 2533 code for a protein of 789 amino acids. Lineage: Eukaryota; Metazoa; Mollusca; Bivalvia; Mytilida; Mytilidae. The record is from RefSeq and is a predicted model, not a curated record.
CCCGCCGACAAAGAAGACCCUGGACCAAUCGAUAUCGAGUCAGAACAUAAGCGAGAAGAGAAAAUGGCCACAACUCAUUGAACCCGCUGUAGCAAAUUACACUCAAAAUAUCUUACUUGAACAAAAUUGCACUUCUUAAAGCACAAAUCUUAAAGCAUCAAAGAUGAAUCAGUACCAGAAGGUUUAUAUGAACCAGAUACAUUCCAGUUCUUUACUGGGACAGUUAGCACAGAUGUGGAAAAGCCAGAUGUUAUGCGAUGCACUGAUUAGGACAGGAAAUGUCACCACAAAGGCACACAGAGUUGUUUUGGUAGCUGCUUGUCCUAUGUUGCAGUCCAUGGACAAUGCCUCAGUUGGUUCACAUCUAGAAGUACGCCUGGCAGCAGAUAUUAAACAAGAGGCUGUCAAUUCAUUCUUACAGUACUUAUAUGAAGGAUUUAUGAUGUUAAGUGAAGAAAAUUGUAAAGAUGUUGAAAAAGUAGCUAGACUUUUACAAGUAGAUAGUGUAACAAAGUGCUGCAUAGACUUCUAUAAUUGUCUUCAAAAGAAAACAGGUGUGCCUGUAUAUUCCAACACACAAUAUAAAUACUCAUCUGCUGAUCUCUUAGAAUUCCGUCAUGUUAGAACAACAGACCUUCAGAAGACUCUCCAUGAAAGAAUGAUGAAACGAGCAGCUGCUGAUUCAGUGAGACCUACAAGUCCAAGUGGCAAACGUCAAAGAAUGCAACAACAGAGACCACCAAGUCCCAACAUUGAUCUUGCCAUGUUUGGUCAGAAAGCUGAUGAUACUCUCAGCAUGGCUCAUAGCUACAUGGGCAAUAUUGGCAAUCAAGCAGCAGCUGAACCAUGGGAAAGGGUGCCUAGAAUUGGUGCAAUCCAUAGUCAGCGCCAAUCUCACCCAAAGCCAGGUGUAAUUGAAAUUGUGGAAGAUAGUCUGGAAAUCCUACAAACUCAGCCUCCAGACAAGGAUGGCAAUAAGUCGGCUCCUCCAAUUAUACAGAAGAGCCUAGCUAUUUCAGUAUCUAGUCAAGUCAAUUCAUCAACAGAUGUUCAUGUUGUAAAUGUGAACGACUCAUCAUCUCAUCCCACCGCUGCCGGUGACGGCCCCAUUAUGAGUACGGGUAGAGACUCGAUAACUGUCAGUCCAUUAACAGUUAUGCCAGGAACAUCAUCAUUAUCGUCUUCAUCUACAUCAUCACCAUUAACCAAAGAUCCACACAAAUCUGCUAUGGAUAAAGAUAUGUCAGACAAACAACCAUAUGCCAAAAAAUUGCAGUCAUCAUUAGACCAUCAAUCCAGCACCCCUCAGAGAGGUCUGUUCCCUGUGUCGAUUUCACCAGCUAAUAUGUCCCCUAUUAAUCAAGUAAAGAAAUCAUUUGCCGCAGGAAGUGCUUCCCAAGCUGCCUCUAUGUCACAAUCACAUGAUUCACCUGCCAAACGAACACCAACCUCAGCAGUAAAUGAAAUGGAGAGGCCACCAUCUUCAGAUUCAGGCAAAGAUUUGGGGACAAAAAGUAAGGUGGAUGAUAGGUCUGCAUUAAACAGUACAGAUAUGGCACCUGAUUUAAGUAUUGUUAAAGUUGAACCUACAGGUGAGGCUGGAUUAGACAUGUAUGUUGAUGUACCAGAAGAAAGUAUGAUUCAGGCACAACAAAGAGAACAAAGGGAACAUGAUGAUGAAAGUGAUCUGGAAUUGGAAGAAGCCUCAGGAGAUUGGUCAAGGGAUGAAAUGUCAAACGAAGCAGCUGGUGGGGACCAGAAUAACUCCUGGUAUAUAGGACAGUUCAAAGCUCCCAACAAGCCAGUUUUAAAAACAAAGCCAAUGCCUGCCUGUGCUAAAGCUAAGAAGUAUCCAGGUUGGAAGGAGGAACCGUCGGAAGACCCCAAUGAUCAAGAGAUAGAGUUUAUGCCAGGUCACAAAUUAGUUCACAUCACUGGCCAUAAACGAGCUUGCGCUUAUUGUAAUAUACUCCGUCUUAAGACAAAAUCGGGAUGGGCUAUAAAAUCUUACUAUAAAUGUGAGGCCUGCGAUGUAUGUCUUUGUAAAGGAAAGAAGGAUUGUUUUGUAAGGUAUCAUGAAUUAAGAAUGGAACAACCAGAUUUGUCACCAAAGAUGUUGCUGAAAACUUUAAAGGAAGCAACUGCUAGUCAAACACCAAAAAAACCUCGUAAAAGUGCCAAAGUAGAUGACCCAGGAGUUAAAAAUGUUGCAAUAUAUGAAGAAUUUACCUCAAUGAUGACACAGGCCAUUGCUGAUCAACUUCAGGCAUAUGGGGGAAUGUUGGACCCAGAUGACAGUGGUCAACAGAGUUUGGAUCAGAGUCGUGGAAUUUACCAGCAGUCACAUAUAACUGUCUCACCAAAAAACACAAAUGGUCCCAGUCAACCUGAAACUGGAAAUGAUAAAAAUAGAAAUAACUCUGAACCUCUGAAAAUCGAACAAGGAAUCUUGCCAAAAACUAAAGAUGAAAAAUUAAACCCUGAAGAAGAACAAAAUUACUCACCUAAUAACCAACAAGAAUAUUUGUUGUAAUAUGUUGUUAUUGAAACAAAUUUAAUGUGUUCAGCUAAAUCAUAGACAAAAAAAAGGGCAUUUUAUUGAAAACAUACUUGAAGCAGGAAUAGGUUUUAAAUGAAUCAGUCCCCAAAAUAUUUCAAUGUACCUAUUUGUUAAAAUGUUAUUGCCACAUUGAUCAAAUUUUGACAGACAUAAUAAUUUAUAAAAUGCUCCAUGUUUUACAUAUUAUGUGCCAAGUAUUAUUUUUUUAAUCUUCCAUAUUUAUUUUUUGACACGUUGUUCCAAUAAAUGAUACAGGUACAUCCUGAAGGCAUUAUAAUUUAUUUUUUUGUAGAUUUGUGUUUCUUAGUUUUGCCAUUUUAUGAAACUCUUUUUAUGAAAAAAAAACCAGAAGACUCCUGAAGGUUUUCUUUUCAUACUUUUCUACCUUGCUUGUGACAAACACAUAGUAUAAAAGAUUAGAGAUAAGGUCUUCAAUCAUCUGAGUUAAAAUCUUUGUUGAUUUCAAUAAAAUUCUUGAAAAUAGUCAUAUAUACAAAUUUCAUAUAUUGAAAAAUCACAACAGUUUGAAGCCUUUAAUUUAAAAAAAAAAUGACAUUUGCAGUGAAAGAACAUUUAUUUUAUAAAGUAAAAGAAGCUAAUAAUUUCUAUAGGAACAGCAGUAAUUUGUACUAGAAAUUUAAGUAGAUGUCACAUAAAAACUUACUGGUGUACAUGGUCUUCCUUACCUGGUGUUAAAUUGUCUAAUAUAAUUUUUAUUUUAUUGGCACAAUGGCAAAAUUCCAAUUUUUCUAAAGAGUACUUUAUGUAAAAUAAUAAGUAUUCAGGAUACUAUAGCUUUUGACUUAAAAGAACCUUGUGUUCUUCCAAUGGGUAGCUGAUGCAUACAUGUGUACAAAGUACAUAAUUGUGGGAUUUAAGAUUUUAAAAUUUUAUAAACAAGCUGGAAGCAAUAUAGCCAUUACUAUCUUAUUUCAUUUUGUUUGAAUAAAGCCUGGUUACUUGAUUAAACUUCCAACAUAUCAGUAUAACCUAUUCACAUUUUGGUUAUAGAUUAGACCACUAAUGCAUGCCUCACUUUCUGCAUUGAGACCAUUGAGAUGAAGUACAGCUUUUAAAAACUUUUAAAUUGGACACAGAAGUCUUUUGAUAACAAGGCUUUGUUUACGUUUCUUAUAUAAUAAUAUGUAAUUGUAUAACUUGCAUGUGUUUUGUGUAUUCACUAUACUUUAAAAAGGUGUUAAUAAUCGUGACAAAAGAUGCAUGAAAAUGUAUUGGAAAUCCCUCUUUCCCUAUUUAUGCCCCUUUGUUUUGUUUUAUGUUUGAAAAUACUCAUUUUGUUUGCUAAUGUUGUUUACUAAAGUUAAGAUUUGAUUGUAUUGUCUGCAAAGCAGUGUUGAUUCAUAAAGAUUACUUAGUGUAGUUACAUGUAGUCUGGUUAUCAGACUUUGUAAUAACUCAGUUUCAAAGAAAGGGAGGUAACUGGUUUACCUUCGUCUGUCCAUUACACAUUUCUGUCACAAUUUUCUUAGCAAAUACAAGUCAUUGCUUCUUGAUUUAUUGCACCAAGCUUUAUCUGGAUAUACAAUAACGUGAUACAUUUUCAGUUCCAUAAUAUUAAACUUCCUGUUAGGGAAAUAUUAUAUCUUAAAAUGUUGCCCACUUAUUUGAAAUUUUGGUCACAUUUUUUUGUCGAGUGAGAUAUGAGCAGUAGCUAACAGUUCAUCUUGUGUGACAGAACAAACAAAAUCUGCAUCAAUUCUUAAACGUAAAGUAUGGUUAAACAACUUCAAUUUUAAUUUUCACCACUUUGGUAACUUAGGUUUCCUAAUUUAAAUCAUGUACCUCAUCAUAUAGAACAUGACUGUGUGUUAUUAAUUGACUACGUAUGGCAGGUUAGUUUCGUUGACCCAUGUCUUCAAUGUAUUACUCCUAUGUAAAUUUAUAUCAAACUCAGGAAGAAAAAAACUUUUGUAUCUGAACAACAUCUGCAGCUAGGAUAGAGAUCUUCAGACACAAGGCCAGUUAAUAUUUGUUCAGGGCAACUUUUUUGCAAUUUAAUUGUAGAUGUAAUAAGUUGUGACAGGAAGAGUACUUACAAUAAAACAUUUUUUUUUACUAAGUUACAUAUAUCUACUGGAUGGACUGUUCAAUAUACGAUUUUUUUUACCUUUGGAAUAUGAAGAUUUUGACAAGUCAAAAUGAAUAAAAAUAAAUUUAAUUUUCAUGUGCAAUUUUUAAAGUUAUUAAUAUACAUUGUUAGUGAUGAGCAUUCUUUGUUUGUAUUACAAAAAAAAAUGAUCCCUGAUGGUUGGUCUUCUAAAAUUAUCUUGUUUGAAAUAAAUUCUUCAAGACAUUGCUCUGAAGUUAGAUAAUUCAAAAACGAUAGAUGAACAUUACCUCCUACCAGUCUUUAUUCAUACAUCAAGUUAAAUAUAAGUUGUAACAUUGAAUCUGAACAUUUUCAGGGACAGCAAAUUUUUGCAAUUUUUACAAUAUCUGUUAUUAGUUGACUGCCUGAAACAAGACACUUGGAUAUAUUUAGAACAUAACAGAAAUCCUUUUUUAUAUGCAUGUUUUCGUCUUUGUGCUAUAUUUAUUUAUGUAUCUUUGUUUAGAUAUGUCAGUGUUGGUAUUUUAGAAUAAAAUGUUGAAUUAUGUUAA